Molecule: messenger RNA, 210 nt
Organism: Staurois parvus
Lineage: Eukaryota; Metazoa; Chordata; Amphibia; Anura; Ranidae
Source: the annotation of a GenBank genome assembly
AUGGGGCCUCCGGAUCGUUCAAGAUCAACAAGAAGCAGCCCGACGGCGCCAAGGCGAAGCCCAAGAAACUGGCUGCUAAGAAGGCCAAGAGCCCCAAGAAGGCCGCCAAGUCCCCCAAGAAGAAGGCGGCCAGCAAAGCCCCCACCGCAGCCAAGAGCCCCAAGAAGCCGGCCGCCAAGAGACCGGCAAAGGCUGCCGCCAAGAAGGUGA